AUGUCCUCACACGCCUCAUUAAGUGCCGCGGCCGACGAGCGCAAGGCCCGCCUGGCCAAGCUCAAGUCCCUCAAGCGCAAGCAGCCCGACGAGGACGGCGGCGGUCCGGAGCGCGACGACGCGGACGAGGCCGGCCAGACGCGAAAAACGACCACGGCCUCCGUCCCCGACGACCGGCAGGAGGAGCGCGGUGCGCCGAGCCCGCCCGAGGCGGAGGUGGCGAGGCUGCACCUGUCCGGGCGCAACUACGACCCGGAGACGCGGGGCCCCAGGCUCGGGUUCGAGCACGCGCCGACGGCGGGCAUGGACGGGCCGACGUUGGAGGAGCAGGCGGCCGAGGUCGAGGCCGAGGCGCGGCGGGCCGCGCGCGAGGACGAGGCCGCCGACAAAGGGAUCGACCUGUUCAAGCUGCAGCCCAAGAAGCCCAACUGGGACCUCAAGCGCGAGCUGGACCGCAAGAUGGAGGUGCUCAACGUCCGCACCGACAACGCCAUUGCGAAGCUGGUGCGCGAGCGCCUCGCCGCCCAAAAGGCCGCCGCCUCGGGUGCUGCUGGCGCGAGCGCGUCGGCCGAGGGGGGCGGCGAACUCGAGGGCGCGGCCUUGGUCGAGGGCCUAAGGUUGCGGGAGCAGGAGGAGGAAGAGGAGAGGAGGAAGGACAAGGAAGCAGACGACAUGGUGACUCAGGCUACGCUGCCGCGGCGGUGA
Messenger RNA from Gaeumannomyces tritici R3-111a-1, 705 nucleotides. RefSeq lists its product as hypothetical. Lineage: Eukaryota; Fungi; Ascomycota; Sordariomycetes; Magnaporthales; Magnaporthaceae. The record is from RefSeq and is a predicted model, not a curated record. Bases 1 to 705 code for a protein of 234 amino acids. The transcript is spliced from 2 exons. Gene Ontology annotation, cellular component: U2-type spliceosomal complex; post-mRNA release spliceosomal complex.